Knipowitschia caucasica is the source of this 225-nucleotide messenger RNA. NCBI's taxonomy places the organism in Eukaryota, Metazoa, Chordata, Actinopteri, Gobiiformes, Gobiidae. The record is from the annotation of a GenBank genome assembly.
AUGGAAGCGAUGCUGUUUGGAUUAGAUGAGGUGGUGUGCACGCGACAUGGGCUCUUGUGGACACUGACAUCCACAGCUCUGAAGAGGCUCAGGAGCCCCACCAGCACUCACCUGCCAGGGCCCCUGAGCCGGCUGCACUGUCACAGAGGGCUGUCCCGGCCGCUAUAUCAGAGCGGGUGUGAGGAGGCCUGUGUGCAGCUGGACUUUUCAUUCUCGCCAAAGUAA